This is a messenger RNA of Orbilia oligospora ATCC 24927, 339 nucleotides long. RefSeq lists its product as uncharacterized. The transcript has a single exon. The record is from RefSeq and is a predicted model, not a curated record. Bases 1 to 339 code for a protein of 112 amino acids. NCBI's taxonomy places the organism in Eukaryota, Fungi, Ascomycota, Orbiliomycetes, Orbiliales, Orbiliaceae.
AUGCGGGCUUCUAUCAUUCUCGUUGCCGUCCCGGGAGCUUUGUCCCUCCCGUUGCCAAUCUACCGCACCGGUAUCGUAGAUACAAGCCCUCUCACUCAACCAUAUCAGCCACCAGAUUCAAAUGAAGCUGGUGGUAGCAUCGGGUCCACCAAACCUUUGAAAAAUCCAACGAUCCCUCUCCCUCCAGACGGCAUGUACGGUCUUCCGUACGUUGAGCGACCUAAACCAAAGGUCCAUGCCAAUCCAAUGAUGGCGGUCGACCCGGUUACUGUUGUUUACGUCCCGACGACUGCCUAUGCCCUCCCUCAAGUCGCUGUCGGAACCGCCAUCGUUGAGUAG